Messenger RNA from Arachis ipaensis, 1077 nucleotides. RefSeq lists its product as uncharacterized. The record is from RefSeq and is a predicted model, not a curated record. NCBI's taxonomy places the organism in Eukaryota, Viridiplantae, Streptophyta, Magnoliopsida, Fabales, Fabaceae.
AUGUAUCAGGAUCAGCGACAUGUGGACAGAUCAAAGUACUGCGCUUUUCACCAAAAGUACGGCCACACCACGGAUGAUUGCGUCAUAGCCAAAGAUGUCCUCGAAAAGCUCGCGCGCCAAGGAUUGCUAGACAAGUACAUCGAGAGCCGAGGAAGGAGACAAAGCACAGACGAAUCCGGCCAACAAUCCAAGCCGACCACAAACCCUCGAGACAAAGGAAAAAAGGUAGAUAAUGAUACCAAUCCACCACGCAGAAUAAUAAACUGCAUUUCCGGUGGUUUUGCAGGUGGCGGAUGCACAAACUCGGCACGGAAAAGGUUGUAUCGAGCUAUGAUGACAAUGACAGAAUCCACUGCGCCUCAGCAACCCAACAAGGAUAGGCCGGAGAUCUCAUUCAUCGCCAAAGAUUUCAAAGCAAAUGACCGAAACCUGGAUGACCCGGUUGUCAUCACAGCACAAGUCGGAGAACCGUUGGUAAAAAAGAUCUUAAUGGAUCCAGGAAGCAGCGCAGACGUACUUUUCUAUUCAACUUUCCAAAAGAUGAAGCUCAGCGAUAAGAACCUCCAACCAUCCUCCGGGGAAUUGGUAGGUUUCUCAGGUGAGCGCGUCGCCAUUCGAGGUUAUAUCUGGUUACAAACCACUUUCGGGGAAUACCCCAACAGUAAGACCAUAGAUAUACAGUAUCUUGUGGUAGAUUGCAGAAGUCCAUAUAACAUCAUUUUAGGCAGACCAUCUUUAAACGCAUUUAAUACUAUUGUUUCUGCUGUGCAUUUGUGUGUCAAGUUUCUUUCACAGGACAACAAAGUCGUUACCAUCCACGGAGACCAGAAAGAGGCUAGGCAGUGCUAUAACGCCAGCCUGAAAAAUGAACAACAAAAACCAACAAAACAACAAUACGUCCAAGCAGUAUAUAACUCGGAUCAGCUGCCUGCCCUGGCUGACCUGGACCCCAGAUCCAACCAUAACGAGCGUCCAAUGCCAACAGACGACCUCACCAAGGUGCAAUUGAACAAGGACGAUGAAUCCAAAUACACAUACCUGGCAACGCACUCAAGGAAGAAGAGCAGAUUCAACUAA